This is a messenger RNA of Tetrahymena thermophila SB210, 2451 nucleotides long. Its product is annotated as transcription factor e2f/dimerization partner. The record is from RefSeq and is a predicted model, not a curated record. Gene Ontology annotation, biological process: regulation of cell cycle; regulation of transcription by RNA polymerase II. The transcript has 8 exons. Gene Ontology annotation, molecular function: DNA-binding transcription factor activity, RNA polymerase II-specific; RNA polymerase II transcription regulatory region sequence-specific DNA binding. Lineage: Eukaryota; Ciliophora; Oligohymenophorea; Hymenostomatida; Tetrahymenidae. Gene Ontology annotation, cellular component: transcription regulator complex; nucleus.
AUGACACAGGGAACACACAAAAAAUUAAUGUUUAAAACUGAAAAUCCCCACAUAAAAGAGGACAAUCUUUUCAACUCCGUCAACCAAUUCAGCCAUAUGCUGGAAUGCAAGAUGCCUUAAGGUUAGCAAAGCGGAGAUGAGCAAUCUCCUUCACCAAAGAAUAAUAGCAGCAACCAUAUUAGCCCAUUUGCCAGUUCAAGAUUGUUUAACAAUAGCACUCGUUAAUUCAAUUCGACAUUAUUAAAUACUUCAGAUUAAAAUUAGAAUUUUUUUAGUAACAAUAUUGCUCUUUCAAAUGGCAUAAGCAGUGCAAGCAAUUCGAAUGGAUUUUAAAUUAACGGGAAUAAGAAGCUUUUCCUUUCUAGCAGCAAAGCGAUUAUUUCAGCCAAGGCAAUAUUGGAAACUUCCGACGAUCCUGAAUCUUCAAAUCAUAAAAAUAAUUCAAAAACUACAGCAACUCAAUCGCGCAAUUCAACCAGUCACUUCGAAGAUCACAUGCUUGAUUCAUUGAAGGAUACUACUUCCUACUCGUUGAAUUUAACAACAAGCAAGGGAAUAAGCGGAUUCUAAAAUAACUUCUCGAACAUUAGAAACAGCAUUCAAAAUUACCCACUUAAAACCAUUAAAAAUAUUCCAUGCGAAAACAGUCUAAAUAAUUUUUCAUCAUCAUUAUUUUUUGACAAUUCGAACGUGAAUAACAAUAACAACAAUAAAAAUAGCAGCAAUAACAAUAACAACACUAGCGAUUUCAAAGCAAAUGAAAAUUAUGAAGGAGGAAAAAUGAUUUAAAAUAUUUAGAUAAAUGCUGAUUUUUCCUCUCCAACUUAUAAUCAAAAUUCGUUUAACUAAUUUAAUUCUUUGAAAAAUAAAAGUGUAAAAAAUAACACAAAUAUUUUAGUUGGAAAUUCAAAUAAUACUCAAAAAUGGAAUUACCAGAGCACCUCUAAAUUAAUUCUAAACUCAAACCUUUACCAACAAUAAUUGCAUUCUAUCAACAACCAGGAAGAUGAUGAAGGCGAAGUUUUCAACAACGAGUCCUUGUCUUAGCUUUGGACAAACCCUUCAGUCCUUCAAGCCCUAACUCAAAAAAAUUUGCAAGCAAGUGAGUAGAACUUAUUAACAAAUGGAACUUUAAAGCAGCAGCUAAAUAAAAAUUUACUUGGAGAAAGCAGUUUCCACAAAAGAAGCAACAGCAAAGCGAACGAGUAAGCUUUGACACCAUCAACAAUGAGUCAUCUCAACAGCAAUGUCAACUUGAAUAAUUCUACUAACUACUUAGAUGAUGAUGAUAAAGGCGAGCGUUCCUCAAGAGGUCUCCGUAAUUUGUCUCUUAAAGUAAAACAAAUAGUAGUCUAAAAGGGAUAAACAUCUUACAAAGAAGUGGCAGAUUAGCUUGUUGACGAGCUCAAAAGUCAAUCUCUGGGCUCAAUGAAACCUGAAGACAUAUAAAAAGACGAACAAAAUAUCAAAAGAAGAGUUUAUGAUGCAUUAAAUGUAUUAAUUGCCUCUAAGGUUAUUGAAAAAACUGGAAAAGUUGUCAAAUCUUGUGAUAAAUCACACUUAAAUGGAAGAUGCUUGUAAGCUGAUAACUGGAAAAAUGUUAAGCUUGUUGAGUCUGAAAGGGAUAAAAAAAAAGAAACUUUACUUUAGAAGCAAAAAAUCUUAACUGAGUAUGCUGCUAAAUACUUAGCUCUCAUGAAUUUGAUGGAAAGAAACAAAAAAACAGAAUAGGAAAAGCUAAAUGUUUAAUUGUCACAACAAAGUGUUGAUUUCUUGAAUAAUCAAGAUUAAGUCUAAGAAUUAAGUCAAAGAAUGAACACAAUUAAGGAUUAAAUAAGUCUAAAAGAUAAAAUCCUCACAGAUCUUCAACCUUCCAAUGGACAAAGCCAUAUUUUUAAGUUUCCCCUUAUCCUUAUUUCUGUACCAACUCCUGAAAACGAGUCUUCCAAGGUCAUUGUAAAGAUGAGUAAAGACCAAAAGAAUGGAAAAUUUUUCAGUCAGUCUAAAAUGAUAGUUCAUGCUGACUUAGACGUUCUUUUGCAAAUGAAAAUGCACUAAGUUGAUCAAUAGUUUGCUUCCAAAUAUCUUAAUUAAGAAUUCAUUUCAAAAUAUUUAGUUGGAAACUCUUUCUUUGCACCUUAAUCAGAUUAAUCAAACGAGAGUUCUAAUAUUAGCAACUGCAGCAAUAGAGAAAAAUGUAUAGAAUAGGCAGAUAAUUAGUAUCUUAAUGAAAAUUUAGUUUAGUCUGUAAACAAAUAGUAGUUUAAUCCUCAUGAAAAUUCUAAGUAUUAAAUCGAUGAUUCUUCAAUCAAACAAACUAAAAAGGCAAAAGUAAGUGCAUUCAAAAAACCCCAAUUACCUAAGAACAACCAAAAGUAAUCUGUUAAAAUAUCCUGUAAAAAGACAGAAAAAAGUGAUAACUUUGACAACGAAAUCGAGUUAGAUGACUGA